Molecule: messenger RNA, 6066 nt
Organism: Homarus americanus (American lobster)
Lineage: Eukaryota; Metazoa; Arthropoda; Malacostraca; Decapoda; Nephropidae
Product: pre-mRNA-processing factor 39-like
Exons: 24
Coding region: 145-5328 (1727 amino acids)
Biological process (GO): mRNA 5'-splice site recognition; RNA processing
Cellular component (GO): U1 snRNP; commitment complex; U2-type prespliceosome
Molecular function (GO): protein binding
Source: RefSeq, a predicted model, not a curated record
AAACCUGACGUCAUGAUGUGUACCUCCCGCCAUUGAACGGGAACAGUGAUGUAGUCCUACCCAAGGCUACUGUAGUCAAGUCUAGUAAGAGAAUGUACGUAUAUUAAGCCAAAGAAGCGUGGUGGUGGGUGAAGUGUAGCUAUAAUGUCUUACCCACCUAGAAGAGGAAGAAUUAACAAACGAUAUUUGGACAACAAGCAUAGUUUGUCAAGGCAGGAGCACAGACGCCAUGUGGGGUCCAGGGAGGACCUCGACACACAGCCACCGCCCAGGAGAAUUCCACACUAUGAAGAGGAUCCAUUUUGGGAGAACAGACAAGAUGAUUCAAGUUACAGCAGAGACCCUCACACAAACACCAGAUUCCGGGACUAUGGGAGCAGUCAUCACGAACAAGAGCGAGGACAGCCAUCCAACCCCCGUGGGAAUUGGGGUCAUGGGAGGAAAGCCAAACAAGUGGGGAGAGGAGGACGGGGAAGACCAGUGGCAAAGGCUGAACCUCCACUGGUGAUGAGUGGCAUACCUCACUUAGAACAUUCUUUUGUUAUGAAUAAAAAAACUGGUAAUGCUGCUGUCAUUGGGGAGGAAGAAGCUACAGGUGAAAGAGAAACUGAAAGUGUUUGUAAUGCUGGUGCAGAUACCCCAAGAAUGGCAGAUGAAAACAAAGGGGACUUAAGUUCUAGAGAUUCAGAGAGAUUUUCAGGUGAAAGAAAUGAAAACGUAUGUAAUACCACUGUAAGUGAAGCUCUGACUAAAUGUUCCAACCCUGCUGAUUAUACCCGAACAUCAAAUUUUGGACAAGAUAUUCAGAGUAGACAUAAUCUUGUUGACAAUGAAGCUACUGAUACCUGUGGCUUCUCAGGUAAUAAUAGCCAGGUUCCUGAACAAAUGAGAGUUAAAGAAGAUGUGGCCUGUGAAUCUCUAGAAGUUACUACCUAUAACAGUGAAAAGCAGCAGAAUGUUGAUAGGUUGCUUGAGGAGGAGAGUGGUGGUAGUGAACCAUCCCUGGCACCACCUCACACUCACAAGUUGGCUGAUCCAGCAAAACUAGAACUAGAGACUGAACGUUACUAUGAUGAGCUCUUAGGAAAAGAAGAAUCUGAAAAGAAAAUAGCUGAAAAGCUGUCAGCAUCCCAGGUGGCAAAAAUAACCGUCAGUUAUAAAACUGAUGAAGAACAAAAACAAGCGGAGGAAGAUAGAAUACAAGAGGAGAAGCAGAGAGAACAAGAAAGGAAGGUCCAGGUUGAAACAGCUUGGUCUAUUCUGCAUCAGUACUGGCAGUUUGUGAGAGAGAAUCCAUAUGACUUCAAUGGAUGGACAUAUCUUAUGAAUCAUGUUGAGAACAUGGAUAACUUGGAGGCUGUACGCUCUGCUUUUGAUGGGUUCUUGCCACUGUAUCCAUACUGCUUUGCAUACUGGAAGAAGUUAAGCGACAUGGAGUUAAAACACAAUGAAAUGAAGAGGUCCUUGGGUAUCCUUCUGACUGGUACUGAAUGUGUGCCAUUUUGUACGGACUUAUGGCUGUCACUGCUGAAUAAUAUGAUCACAUACGUCAAGCAGAGAGAUCUACCACCUCAUUUGGUAAAAGAGUUGUAUCAGAGUGGCCUGGACAGUAUGGGAGGAUCUUGGCACAGUUCAAGUCUGUGGGAUGCUUGUAUAAGUUAUGAGCAGAAUAAUGGAGACCUCAUAACUGUGAUGGCUCUCUACAGGAGACUGAUAAAGACACCAACGAGACUAUAUAAUAAACAUUGGGAUCAUUUUCUGGCUCUAGUUCGAGAUCAUCAUCCACGUAAUCUGUUGCCCGCUGAGGAGUAUCAAGCACUACGCAAGCAGGCGUGUGAGGAGCUCAAGAUUAAGUACACCUCAACAAGUCUUAUGCCACCAAAAACAAUUCAGAAGACUCCACAGCCAGAGGAUAAACUGACUUCCCAUCUUAAGGAGAAGGUUGUGGCACUUUACAUCAAAACUCAUGAGUGCAAUGAAAUGCAAGUGGACAAGAGGUGGAAGUUUGAAGAAAGAAUAAAGCGACCCUAUUUCCAUGUAAAACCUUUGGAUAAGAAACAAAUCAAGAACUGGAAUGAUUUCUUAGACUUUGAGAUAAGUGAAGGAGAUCCUGUGCGAAUCAUACCUCUGUUUGAGCGCUGUUUGGUCGCAUGUGCUCUCUACGAAGACUUUUGGUGCCGUUAUGCUACCUAUAUGGAAAAGCAUGUACAGAAUGUGAUGGAUGGAAAGUUUAUAGAGGUAGCAAAUGAUGAAGACAAAGUUAAUAAUGAAAAUGGAAAAGAAUGUAAAGAAGAUGGGGAGAGUACAGAAAAGUCCGUGUCAGAUAGUGUAGAAAUUAUAAAAGAAAUUAGCAGUUCGGGAAAAGUUUCUGAGGUUAACAAAAUGGAAGAGAGUUUAGAUGCUGUAAAUACUGAUGAAAAGGUAAAUGGUAAAAGUGUUGAUGUUGAAAGUGUCGAAAAUAGUGAUGAUUCAGUAGUGCGGGGCUGUAGGUUGAGUGUUGAAAGUGAUUUUGUGAGAGAUUCUGGUGUUGAAAGCAUAGAAAAGAAUGACACUGCUACUGCAAAUGAUUCAGUGAAAGCAGACAUGAAAGAACAAAAACAAACUGGUGAAAAAACUGAUGAAAAAGAUAAUGAAGUACCAGCAAUAGAGGAAGAUAAGAAUGAAGGGCACGUUACAGAUAUAUCAAAGCCCCUUACCUUAGAGCAACUGAAGAGUGAACUGUGUUGUGACUUGAGCAUUACAGGACGUGUGUUAAAGUGCCCCCCGCUCACCCCUCAGUGGAUUAAGAGUGGGGUGAGCUGGGAGGACGUAAGACAUAUUUACCGUCGUGGUGCGUGGAUUCAUUGCCCCAGUAAACCCUGCCUCCUCAUGCAAUGGGCAGAGUUCGAGGAGACACAAGGUAACUUGGAUACAUCAAGAGAGCUGCUCAAUACUGUCAUUGCCAAGUACCCGAAGUUGCUGAAGGCUAGGAUGCAGCUGAUAGAGCUUGAGCGGAGAACCGGAAGUUACCAGCGAGUUGAGGAACUGUAUGUGGAGGCAUCUCGUGCACUGACCCAACCAUCCCAGCGUUCAUGGCUGGCUAUCAGAUAUGCUCGAUAUCUCUUUAAGAUUUUACUGGAAGCAGACAGGGCCCUGGCAGUCUUACGUAAAGCUCUGAAAAAAGACAGAGGUAACGUGCACCUUUAUCAUCACGUCUUUGAUAUAUGUUAUCAACGACAACCUCUGGAUUGUCAAGGAGUGCUGGCGUCUGUGCUGCUGGCUCUUGCUUCCAAAGAACUUUCGGUGCAUGACAAAUACUGGUUUGCAUACAAGAGAGUUGAGUUUCUAAGAGAGCACGGAGAUAUAAUAGAGCUGAAGAGGGCACAGCAGGAACUUGCUGAACUAAAGGAACUGGCUGAGAAAGAUAAGUUGGCCGCUAAACAAGAGAAGGAGAUCAAUCCGGAGAAUAAUGAGUCAAAAGCAAAAGAAGUUUCCCAGAAGGAUGAAACUGAGGCAGAAAAUAAAGAUGGUACAAGUGGUGAGGGCAGUGAGACUGCCGGUGCACCAACAGCAGAGUCAGCGGUUGCAGAAGCUGCCUCCACGGGGGUGUUUCCCAAUCCUGGUCCAUAUCAAGACCCUCAACAACUCAACCAGCAAUUUCCUGUACCAUAUUUUGCAGCUGAUGGUGCCAUUACGUACAACCCAAUGGCAGGUUAUGGUUAUGGACAUUCCGAUCCUAAUCAAGCUCUACCCACGGCUCAGGAGGUGGUUCAAGGUGGUGGGCAGGACACACACCAGCAGAAGUCUCAAGAAGAGUACCAUAAGGUCCCACCAUCUUGGGAAUUUGAAGUCCAAACUGGCUCAUAUGGGUAUGGGAAGUCAGAGGAGCACAGGUGGCAUCAGGAGGCUGGGUACCACCAGUACAAUGAUCUUGUUGCUAAUGGCUAUCCUCAGCACCUCAAGGAUAAAGAGGUUGAAGAAGUCAAGAUGCCUUUCACCAUCAACGUAGACCAUAUGCGUCGACGUCCCAGGGGUCAAGAGACACCUCAGAUGCCAGACAUGAGCCAGCCUCCCCCAUCAGCAGCAACAGGGAGUCUCCCACCCAUCUCUGUUGUCCCACCCACAGCCUCAAUGUCCUCCACCUUACUUCCUCACCAUAAGUUUACAAGACCCCCACCAUUCCCAGGUAUAGGCCCUCCAGGGCUAUUCCCUCCUGGCUUUGGAGCUCCACCUGGUCCAAUGGAUGCUCCUCCUCCUCCUGGAGAGGGACUGUCUUAUUCUAAAGAUUCUCAGCGGUCAUUCUUUGACAGUCCUCCUCCAUUUGCCAAACGCAGACAUCUUGAUGAUUUCAGCUUAAAAGAUGAGCCGCCGUACAAGAUGCACUGCACAGAAAACUUUGAUCUUGCCCGACAAUAUCGACCGGAGUAUGAUAAUAACUACACAGCUUCUCCUGGUCCUAGUGCCCCACCAACCCACAGAGCAAACUUUGGAUCAUAUGAUGCCAACUUCCAGUCUUAUUCUCCAUAUGGACAAAAGGAUGAUGACCAUCUCAGGGAGCAGUGCGAUGAUAGGCAUCAGUUACCAUCUCAAAGAAAUAGUCCAGAGCUCUCCAGGUUUAAUGAGUCAAACAGAUAUUCUCUUCGUGAAGCAAGUAGCUUUGACACUCCUAUACCAAAAGAGGUGGAGAUGAAGGAUGCAGAGAGGCUGUGUGUUAAUGUUCCUGACUGGCUGAUACAGGAUGGUGGGGAGCUGUGCCUUAGUGACACUGACCGGGGUGUCUCACUUAUUCGUUACUGGCCAAAUUUCAUGACCCAGAAGGGAGAGAAGACAGUUUUCCGUAUCCUGAGGAAAGGACUGAAGUGGCACCAGCGGCGAGCAGUUACUGAUGGGCAGUGGCAGAACCUCCCUCACCUGCUCUCCUGGAUUGGUCCGUGUGACUACUCGUACUCAGGCGUCACCCUGGAGAGAAACACCAACUGGUUACCGGAGAUUGUUGAUCUUCUUCACAGGUUGAUUAAAUACACUGGUAACCAGUACAAUAGCUGCUUCCUGAACCUUCACCGUAAUGGGUACGACCAUGUUGCCUGGACGGAGGAAAACCACCCAGCCCUCCGUGAUAACCCCUCGAUUGCCUCUGUCUCACUGGGCACAGCCAGGCUGUUUGAGAUGAGAAGAAAGGAUGGGCGAGGAUUUCUACAGUUUCCCCUUUUUCCUGGAUCUCUGCUUUUGAUGGAAGGAGCCACUCAGGAGGACUGGCAGCAUCAGUUUCCAAAGGAACCCAACGUCCCCGGCGAGAGAAUGCACAUGACCUUCCGCAAAUUGUACAUGAUUGAGGGUCUGACAGUGUGACGCUUGUGUUCUAUAUUUGUUGUACUGUGGCCAACACCAUCUUAUGGAGUCCUCAGCAUGUCGUGACAGAAAUAACCGAAAAAUAUUACCAUUUUCAUAUAUUCACUUCAUAAAGGAAGAUGAUCUUUAAUCCUUACACUUAAAUGAACAUAAUAUCUGAAUUGGUUGGAAUAAAUAAAUAAAAAAAUAUACUUGUACUGUAGAGUAAUACCUGUAUUUCCAUUCACCGGAACUCUCCAAUAGAUGGAAUGAAAAUCAGGCCAGAAAGAUUCCAGGGAAACUUUCCAUUCAGGGUCUGUGAACGAGUUUCUGAGGAUGAAAAUCGGGCGCAUUUUCAGGAGAAAUUCCAUGAAAAUGUUUCCAAACCUCCCCAUUCUGAGUCUAGGAACAAAUUUUCUGGAAGUUCCAAGAGACUGCAUCAUGGUCCAAUGGGAACCCACGUGCUAGGUGCAUGGGUGGGGGCGAGCUGCUUGGAUCGUUUACUUCAUAUUCUGUAUUUUAAAAACUCAGAAUACUAGAUCUCUGAUGAUACGAUGCUCUUAUUAACCUGAAAUUAUGAGUUUAUGAAUAACCAUAACAUAACUCCCCCAGCUCAUCCUGCUAACUAUUGCUGGUGCACGAAGAAAUGUUUAUUCCAUUUAUGUUUUUGACCUGAUGAUAUUUUUUGGGGGGGCGGGGGCACAGUCUGUGUGUUGGAUUGUGUGGGCAUGUAACUAAAUAAAAAAACUAUGAGGAAAA